AUGAGAGGGAAAGCUUUGAAAUCGUUGACUAAAAAGUGGAAAAAGAUGAAUGAUGGAGGAGUUAUUCCUUCAUCUACAAACUGUGACAAGUGUUGUCAAUGGGCACUUAAUUGGGCAUCAUCAUCCAUGCGCGAAGAGGAAGAAGCUUCGAUUCCAAGAGAUGUCCCAAAGGGUCAUUUGGUGGUGUACGUGGGAAAAAACCAGAGGAGGUUUGUGAUCAAGGUGAAAUUACUGAAACACCCUCUCUUCAGCGCUUUGUUGGAUCAAGCUCGUGAAGAAUACGACUUCAGUACUGAGUCCAGACUCACUAUUCCAUGUGAUGAGGACAUGUUCCUCAGCGUAGUUCAAUGUGCCAUGUCCCCACAGGAUCGAAGGAUCCCUCUGUGCCUUUGA
This is a messenger RNA of Lactuca virosa, 393 nucleotides long. The record is from the annotation of a GenBank genome assembly. NCBI's taxonomy places the organism in Eukaryota, Viridiplantae, Streptophyta, Magnoliopsida, Asterales, Asteraceae.